UGUUGUGACAGGAGCUAGCAGUGACGUUGGCGCAUGCGUUAGCGGGUUUAGCUAGCCAUUUGUCUCCCAGCUUUAAACUGUCGUUUCAGCAACACAGAGGAUGUAACGCCUUUCCAGUUUAUUGUCCUACAUUAAAAGCUACACCGUGACUUAAAAACAUUUUGUGUAUCGGCGAACGUAGACUGAGACUGAGAGAACACAAAGAAGCAAAUUCUUUGGCGUUAAUCUGUGGGGAAACCAUUUUAUGAUUGCCAAUGCAUCCAAGCCAUAAGGAUACAAUCGUCUCGCUAGCUUAACUUAGCUAGCUAAACGAUACUAUCGGUGUCGUGGAUGGGUUCACUGUACAAGGGGCAAGAAACGCUGACCGGUGCUUAGCGAACAACAUGGAUACUGCCGAAGAAGCGGAUAUUUGUCGUGUGUGCCGCUCUGAGGGGACCCCAGACAAACCCCUGUACCACCCCUGUGUCUGCACUGGCAGUAUCAAGUUUAUCCACCAGGAAUGUUUGGUCCAAUGGCUGAAGCACAGCAGGAAGGAGUACUGUGAAUUAUGCAAGCACAGAUUUGCUUUCACACCAAUCUACUCCCCAGAUAUGCCCUCACGUCUGCCCAUCCAGGACAUUUGUGCUGGCCUGCUGACAAGCGUGGGCACGGCCAUUCGCUACUGGUUUCAUUACACACUGGUGGCCUUCGCAUGGCUUGGAGUGGUUCCUCUCACAGCAUGUCGCAUCUAUAAGUGUCUUUUUACCGGCUCUGUGAGCUCUCUUUUGACACUGCCAUUGGACAUGCUCUCUACAGAGAACCUGCUUGCAGAUUGUCUACAGGGUUGUUUUGUGGUGACGUGCACCCUGUGCGCAUUCAUAAGUCUGGUAUGGCUCAGAGAGCAGAUAGUCCAUGGUGGUGCCCCCCAGUGGUUAGAGCAGCACCAACCACCACCACCCAAUGCAGCUGGACAAGCCAAUGAGGCACAGGCUGCAGGUCAAGGAGCAGCCGAUGAGCCUCCUGCAGCCCAGCCAGCUCCUGCUGAUCCUCCGGCCCAGAAUGAGGCCGAGCCUGAGCCCCCUGAUGUCCCACCAGAUCAGGGUGAUGAUCCAGAGCUUGAAGAAGAAGAGGGAGCAGCUGCUGAAGAUGCAGACCCCAACAAUGGAGCACAAGAUGACAUGAACUGGAAUGCUUUGGAGUGGGACAGAGCAGCAGAGGAGCUCACCUGGGAAAGGAUGCUUGGCCUGGAUGGUUCACUGGUAUUUUUGGAACAUGUGUUUUGGGUAGUGUCUCUCAACACACUCUUCAUCUUGGUCUUCGCAUUUUGUCCCUACCACAUUGGACACUUCUCUGUUGUUGGUCUUGGCUUUGAGGAAUAUGUCCAAGCGUCUCACUUUGAGGGAUUGAUCACAACAAUUGUGGGCUACAUACUGUUGGCCAUGACGCUCAUCCUGUGUCAUGGACUGGCUGCUCUGGUCAGGUUCCAGCGCUCCCGGCGUCUCCUGGGAGUCUGCUACAUUGUUGUCAAGGUGUCCUUGCUGGUUGUUGUGGAGAUUGGUGUUUUUCCACUGAUCUGCGGCUGGUGGCUGGACAUCUGCUCUUUAGAGAUGUUUGAUGCCUCACUUAAAGACAGAGAAUUGAGUUUCAAGUCAGCACCUGGUACCACUAUGUUCCUGCACUGGCUUGUAGGAAUGGUCUAUGUCUUCUACUUUGCUUCAUUCAUCCUUCUACUGAGAGAGGUGCUGAGACCUGGAGUGCUGUGGUUUCUGAGAAACCUCAAUGACCCAGAUUUUAACCCGGUGCAGGAAAUGAUUCACUUGCCCAUCUACAGACAUCUGCGGCGGUUCAUCCUGUCUGUGGUUGUCUUUGGCUCAAUCGUGUUGCUCAUGCUGUGGCUUCCCAUCAGGCUGAUAAAACUGCUGCUGCCCACCUUCCUCCCAUACAAUGUCAUGCUCUACAGUGACGCCCCAGUCAGUGAGCUGUCUUUGGAGCUAUUAUUACUUCAGGUUGUGCUUCCGGCUCUACUUGAACAGGGACAUACUCGCCAGUGGCUCAAAGGCCUGGUCAGAGCCUGGACAGUCAGUGCUGGAUAUUUACUUGAUCUCCACUCCUACCUCCUUGGCGAGCAGGAGGACAAUGAUGCUAACCAGCCUGUCAACAACAACAACAAUAACAAUCCUCCACAUGGACAUCAGAACAACAAUAACAACCCUGCCCCAGCUGUUGGUGAGGGGCUUCAUGCAGCCCAUCAGGCCAUUCUGCAGCAAGGGGGACCAGUGGGUUUCCAGCCCUACCACCGACCUCUUCGCUUCCCAUUAAGGAUUGUGUUGCUGAUAGCCUUCAUGUGCAUCACUCUGCUAGUGGCCAGUCUGGUGUGCUUAACCCUACCAGUAUUCACUGGCCGCUGGCUGAUGUCCUUCUGGACAGGAAAUUCCAAAAUCCAUGAGCUGUACACAGCAGCAUGCGGUCUGUAUGUCUGCUGGCUGUCUAUCCGCGGAGUCACCGUUCUGCUGGCCUGGAUGCCGCAGGGACGCACCGUUAUCAUGCGCAAAGUCCAGGAGUGGACUCUGAUGAUCCUGAAGACCCUUGUUGUGGCUUUGCUGGUCGCUGGAGUUAUUCCACUGCUACUGGGCCUGCUGUUUGAACUAGUCAUUGUGGCUCCUCUCAGGGUACCCCUGGAUCAAACACCCCUCUUCUAUCCAUGGCAGGAUUGGGCUCUUGGAGUGCUUCAUGCCAAAAUAAUUGCUGCCAUCACUCUCAUGGGCCCUCAGUGGUGGCUGAAGACUGUUAUUGAGCAGGUUUACGCAAACGGAAUUCGCAACAUUGAUCUCCAGUUCAUCAUCCGUAAACUGGCAGCUCCUGUUAUCUCAGUUCUGCUGUUGUCCCUGUGUGUGCCAUACGUCAUCGCCGCCGGGGUGGUGCCUGCUGUAGGAGUUACUCCAGAGAUGGAGAUCCUAAUGCAGAGGAGAAUCUACCCAUUCCUGUUGAUGGUGGUCUCUCUUAUCGGCAUCCUUUCCUUCCAAAUUCGGCAAUUUAAACGCCUUUAUGAACACAUCAAGAAUGACAAGUACCUGGUUGGCCAGAGGCUUGUCAACUACGAACGUAAAGCUGGCAGAGGAAGCUCAGUCCCUCCCCCUAACCCUGUCACAGAGUAAAUUUUUAUGUCACAUGUUGCCACAUUUUUGCACCUCUUACCCUGCAUACAGCCUGUCCAAUCCUUCCUUCCCAUCCCAUCCUUUUUGAUUUUCAACUCAGUCCUCGGACCGUAAUCCUUUUUUUGAAUCUCCUGUGGAUCUUGGUGGAUUUGAUGGAUGUUGUUCAGUUUCCUUUCUUGCCCAUCAAACAUGGGACAGAAAAAUGUAUUAUAAUCAUGGGACAGCAGAUUAACUCCCUCAAACAAAACAAACGGAGUAGGCAGGAGGGUUAAAGGUUUGAUUUAAAGCUCAACAUCUGUAUUGUCAUCCAUGCCUUGCUUUGUAAAUUGCUGCCUGAUAAUUGUACAUGUGUAAAUAUUUUGAAUGCAGUCUUUCAGUGCAUGUCCACUAGAUGCGACUUUCCCACACGGCAAGGCACCGCAUCUCAAAAUCGCAUGGAUGGCGAGCAGACCACAACUGACAGCGCUCAAGCAACAGCGGGCCGAUACGUGGUCACGUGACCAAGCUUUCAGCUUACUGUUGUGACAGUCUGGCAGGCAUGUCAGAUAAACACAGCAGCUCAGCCGCAAACUUUCCCUUUUAUUUCAAGAACACUUCCGCCAAAAUUAUUUCUGAAAGCAUUUGACACGAGAAAUAAACUGUGCAGCAGCUGAAUCUGUGCUUGUUUUAGUUCACCGACGGCUAGUUUAGAUGUUUGAGGACAGUUUCACGCGUGGAAUCUCCGCACCCCGCAUCUAAUUUGCAUAAAGUAGAACUCCAGUCUACUUUAUGCAAAUGAGCUGCGGCCCACUCCGGGUAAACACACCGGACCAGAAUGCCACAAGCGGAGUGUUUCCAGGUGCGAUCUGGUGUGUUUACCCAGGGCGGGCCACAGCUCAUUUGCGUAAAGUAGACUGGACUUCUACUUUAUGCAAAUUGGAUGCGGGGUGCGGAGAUUGCACGCAUCAUGAAACUGUCCUCAAACAUCUAAACUAUCCAUCGGUGAAAUAAAACGAAGACGGAUUCAGCUGCGACACAGCUUAUUUCUCACCUCAAAUGCUUUCGGAAAUACUUUUCGCUGAAGUCUUUUUGUAAUAUUAGACAAGGAUUGCGGCUGAGCCGAUGUGUUUAUCCGUCUCAUCUGCCGGACUGUUAAGCUGAAAGCUCGGUCACGUGACAAUGUUGUGGUCCGCGACUGACCGCCCGCUGGCCGUGCGAUUUUCAGAUGUGGUGCAUUGCCGUGUGGGAAAAUUGCAUCCAGUGGACAUGCACCUUUUAUCUUUAAAAACAUAAAGGACAGAUGUGGAUUAAUGAAAUGACCAUUGUAUGUCUUUAAAGUGUAUGCAUAAUUUAUUAAAUCAAAAUGAAAGUUUG
Molecule: messenger RNA, 4487 nt
Organism: Acanthochromis polyacanthus (spiny chromis)
Lineage: Eukaryota; Metazoa; Chordata; Actinopteri; Pomacentridae
Gene: marchf6
Product: E3 ubiquitin-protein ligase MARCHF6
Exons: 25
Coding region: 384-3134 (916 amino acids)
Cellular component (GO): endoplasmic reticulum membrane
Molecular function (GO): zinc ion binding
Source: RefSeq, a predicted model, not a curated record